UAAAAUAUUUUGAGUCAGAUUUAGUUAGGUUUCCACAUGUUACGUACAUAUGUAGUGUCAAAGAUGGACUUGGAAUUAUUGAAAAGUAAAUUUCGCGGUACGAUGCUGGGCGUUUUAGUCGGAGAUAUUCUAGGAAGUCCAUACGAGGGCAAAAAAGUCAUCUCAGCUCGCAAGAAAAUUUUCUUGCAACAAAGACUCGAUACAUUGGAGGGAACAAAGUUUAGAGUAAUUAACGAUGUACUUAAGAAACUAAGGAAAUUAAAGAAUAAAAAAAUUGAGCCAGGAAUAGAUGUGAAAGGUCCAGCAAAGACUAUAUUUGAUGGUCGAGGUUCUUAUGGUAAUGGCGGUGCAAUGAGAAUUGCACCUGUAUCAUUAUUUUCGUACAACAAUUAUGAUAAUCUUUUACAUUAUGUGAGAGAAGUGACACAAAUUACACAUGCAAAUGAAUUGGGGAUAAAUGGUGCUAUAUUACAAGCUAUAGCAAUUCAACAAAGUCUGUGCUUAUAUCCUAGUGAAGAAUUAAACGUUUCUAAUUUUAUUGACAACCUUAUAAACAAAAUGGAUAAAAUUGAGGUUGGUGAAAGCCAGCCAUAUAAAGAACGAUUAAAAAUAGUAAAGAAUCUGCUUUCCGAAAAUGGAGGUGAACCUAAUGAACAAAGGAUAGUUAAAGAACUGGGUGCUAAUGUUAGAGCUUUAGAAUCAGUUCCUACUGCGAUCUUUUGUUUUCUAAAGGCACAAAAACGCAUAAAAAGAAUACGAACUAAUAAUCCCGUCAGAAGAGCAAUUCAAUAUGCCAUUACUUUGGGAGGCGAUACAGACACAAUUGCUAGUAUGACCGGCGCGAUAACAGGUGCUUUAUAUGGCUAUGAAAAGUUCAGUCGAUUGCUUUUAUCACAUUGUGAACAGGCAGAUCGAUUUGAAGAACUGGCUGACGAAUUGCUGGAUCUAGCAACAUCUAAAUAGAUAAAUAUUAUACAUAAAAAAAUCAUACAUAAGAAGAUAAAGUGAGAAUUUGUGAAAAAAUGUUAAAUAGAAAUUAUAUGAGAACAUUCUGUAUUAAGAUAUUAUUUAAGUUAACUAUCACAUUUACAUAAUUAUUGUAAUACAUUUUACAAUAAUAAUUAAUUAGUAACAGUUUUAUUAAUGCAGAAGACCAUGCUCAGCAUUUUUGAUGUACAUAUUUUAUUUACAUUGCGCUCUUUUGAGCUCCAUUCAAUAAUUUACUGUUGAGGCGAUAUACUUUUUACUAAAUAUAAAUUUAUAACUA
Molecule: messenger RNA, 1267 nt
Organism: Formica exsecta
Lineage: Eukaryota; Metazoa; Arthropoda; Insecta; Hymenoptera; Formicidae
Product: ADP-ribose glycohydrolase ARH3-like
Exons: 6
Coding region: 37-963 (308 amino acids)
Cellular component (GO): nucleus; mitochondrion
Source: RefSeq, a predicted model, not a curated record